AUGGAUGAUAAUCCUGAUCCCGCGCGGGAAGGCAAUUUGUCUAUUGAAACUACUCAGUCACUGGAGUCUAGUGCCUCCCUGGAGCUUAUGAAGCCCACUGAAGCCAUGUCGACUGGUGACGGUGCCACUGUUCACCUUGGCCCCGUCAACCCCGACCAAGAGCAUACCGAAGCUACCAAGGGAGAAUCUUCUGCUCUGCAGUCGGCUUCCAAGCUUCAUAAAGCGUCUUCUAGGCCUAAGGUUGCUCAUGUUCAUUUCCUUAACCCGGCUGAGCUUGAAAGGUUGAAGGUUGCAUCCAAUGAUGUGAGUGUCCCGACUCGGUCUAACCAGGUCCUAAUCACUUUAGUGUCCCAGAUAAAAUAUUAUGCUAACAGCAAUUUAAAGACCAGGGAGCCUUACAAAAAUAUCUCGGAGGUUCUAGCUGAAGCUGGGGCCCUUCCCGAAGCAACUGGUCGUUCCGCCGCUGCUAAACAGCCAGAGAGAAAUACUAACAUCUCGGAUGUGAACGAUGAUGCAGACUUGGAGAAAGUGUCCAAGGUUGGAUUCAAGCAUGAUCCAGACGAGGAAAGGGCUCUCGCAAAUGUGGAACUGGACGUUGGUCGUUCGAAUAAAAAGAAGAAUAAGAGACGCCCCAAGAGUCAGAGGGGAGAGAACGCGCCCACCGGAUUCGAACCUUUCUAUGCCGAUGCACCAAUUACUCCAGCGGAAUUUGAGGAGAACAAAACGAUCUAUGAUCCUGCUUUGCCAAUUCUUGAUCGAAUUGACGAGGGCAUCAAGCGCUUCUUGUACAAGCGACGUCUUGAGCCCUACAGACGCAAGGUUUUUCUCAAGUAUCUGCAGUAUGGCGGUGUCAGCGUGGGCCCCAAUCAUUCCCAAGGAGUGACUCCUUCAGAAUUGAAGGAAAUGACCAAAGAAGAGGCAAUGCAAGCUCGCUGCACCACGGCCAUCUUUCCCAAGAGAGGAAAGCCAUACCCGAUCGACUUUAACGCUGUUGCCACUGGCUACCUGACCGGGUACUACAUGGGUUAUUACAACCCUGAUACUGAGGAGGAGAUCAAGGUCUGCACUGAUACAAUGAAGAAUUUCUUCUCUUACCUGCUCUAUCACGAUGUUUGCCCCGAGCAAACUGAAGAUCUUCAGGAAGCCCGAAGGACUUGCGAUCGGUCUGCCAAGGAGCUGUGGAUGAACCAGCAACUUGUCCACCAUUCAGGCCCCGGAGACUUCAACCGCGGUUGCUCCAUGCUGUUUGGCGGAUACUACUUCGAGGAUGUGGAUGACCCCGAUGCUUGGACCAAUGUUCGACACGCUGAUCAAAAGGCCUUCACCAGUGACAUCGCUCGCAAGGUCGUCAAAUAUGCCAUUGCGAUUGCCGGAAAUGAUCGGACUGCUCGCAAAUUCAAGAUUCUCGCCGACAUGGACCUAAUCGAAGCCAAGCAGGUCGAAGACAUCGAUGGAUUCGAGGUGAUCUCAGUGGAGGCCCCUACCGAGGAAACCAUCGCAUACUACAAGGAGCUGGGUCCCGAUCUCAUUCCAGUGGGCAAGGUUCGAGCUAAGGAAUUCCGUGAUCCCGCCAGAGGUCCCUUUGACCUCGCUCCCUGGGAAAAGGUCGACUGGGAUGCUGGUUUUGCCCCGGCCUUUGAGUUCGAAUUCCUCCUCGAAGCCGAUUUCUUCGUCAAUCUCUUGCCCGGCAUGAAGAUCAUCACGACCGUCUAUGAGACCAACUUCGGACAGUACUACUUCGACGAAAUCCUCUCAGUCCUGCCAACCUUUUACAAGUUCUUGUACAAUGACUGGAUGAUGGACUACGUGGAGCCUAUGCCUAUUAACUUCAUCCCCGACGAGGAGGAAGUUGCACGCCGCCGCGCAAAGGACUCUAUCAUUGAGCCUCCCGAGCCCACCCCGGCCGAGUGGGCUAUGCACAUCUUGACCCACGAGCUGAACCAUCAUGUCACGCCGGAUGAUCAUCCCAUGAGAGCCAUUUGGGAAGUGGUCCAUGCCCUUCAAUGUUUCGGCUGGGACAUGGAGGAAAUCAAAUGGUUGAUGAACAUGCCCAAGGAUCCGUAUCCGGAGAGAGGCAGGCGACACAUGGCCCAGGGAGAACCGCGCCCAGUUCGCCUUAGCAACGAGGAUCGCGGUGUUCCAUUUGACGAGACUCCUUUCCAGCGCCUUAAUCGGAUUAUCGGAUAUUACAAAAAUCCCGAAAGAACCAAGCCUGUUUUCGACCCGGAGAUCAUGGCAAAGGCUCUUAGCGGCAGAAAGAAGCAGGUUGAAAAACAGAUCAUACAAGCUGGCCAGGCUGCAAAGGCUCUCCAAGAGCACAAGAAGGAUAUUGAAAAGGAACAGGAAAAGGUAGCAGCCCACAUUGCGAAGCUUCGUAAGGAGCAAAAAGAGCAGAUGGAAAUGCAGAUCAAGCAAGCCGCCGAGGAUGCAAAGGAACAAGCCCAGCUAGCAGCCCAGAUUGCGAAGGAGCAGGGGCCCGAGGUACAGCCCUGUCAAGGACCGACAGACAGCCUGGCAACCCAGACUUUGAAGGAGGCCAUUGAUAAGAACAAGGAAAUCAAGGGUGAACUGGAGGGAGAGGAUCAGUGA
Molecule: messenger RNA, 2589 nt
Organism: Penicillium concentricum
Lineage: Eukaryota; Fungi; Ascomycota; Eurotiomycetes; Eurotiales; Aspergillaceae
Exons: 5
Coding region: 1-2589 (862 amino acids)
Biological process (GO): regulatory ncRNA-mediated gene silencing
Cellular component (GO): ARC complex
Source: RefSeq, a predicted model, not a curated record